This is a messenger RNA of Sebastes umbrosus (honeycomb rockfish), 4275 nucleotides long. RefSeq names its product ABI family, member 3b (gene abi3b). Lineage: Eukaryota; Metazoa; Chordata; Actinopteri; Perciformes; Sebastidae. The transcript is spliced from 10 exons. Bases 141 to 1190 code for a protein of 349 amino acids. Gene Ontology annotation, molecular function: SH3 domain binding. The record is from RefSeq and is a predicted model, not a curated record. Gene Ontology annotation, cellular component: lamellipodium.
CCCUGCAGGUAAUUCCGCCUUCACAGAGCAAACACCUCCCUGCCUCGGCUGACUCUUGCCAAACAAAAUACUUUUUUACGUCCUCCUCAAGUAGCGUGAGUAAAUCUUUUAUUUCAAAAAAAGUUUUGUUAGCAGCGCAAAUGGGAGAAAUGACGGAUCAAAAGAAGUUUACUGAAGUUAUUACUCAGAUCUUUAAAGACGCGCCAGCUGCCAGGAAGGGUCUGGUUGAUAACCAGAGUAACCUCCUUAAAGUCGCUGACUACUGCGAGAACAACUUCCUCCAGGCAGAGGAUUCCUCCAAGGCUGUUGAAGAGGCCAAAGGUCUGGCUGCCCAGGCGCUGGCCAGUGUGUCCUACCAGAUCAACAGUCUGGCCAUUACCCUGCUGAGGCUGCUGGACUCCCAGGCCAUGCAGAUCAAAGAUAUGGAGUCCUCAAUCAACCUGCUGUCGCUGGCUGCAGCUAUCCACUUCGAGUCGGUAGCCAGGAGAGAGAUCGGUGCUUUUACUACUCCCAAAAACAGGACUCGCACCAAGCCUCUGACCCCACCGGCUUCAGGCAAGGAGCCGCAGAGAAGCUACUCCAGAGUGCCAAUAUCUUUCUCCAUCUUGGACUUCACUGGACACUGUUUUGAGAUUGCUGAGCAGCAGCAGCAGCAGCAGCAGCCCAGAAAGAGAGCAGACACCACAGAGAGCAUACAGAGCACUUCAGACUACUCUGUAUCCAGUCUUGGUAUCGCUGUGCCUCCGCCAUCAGUCCCCACUUUGCAGACUGCCUCCAACUCCGCCGACGAAAGCCUGCCUCCUCCUCCUCCUGCCGAUUUGGACCCCAGUAUGCCCGCUCCUCCUCCGCCACCACCACCUCCACCUUCCUCCAUGGACACUGGCCUCCCCCCUCCUCCUCCGCCCACCUUGACCUCACCCACAAAUCUGCCCCCACCUCCCCCUCCACCGCUAAUGUCUCCGUCAAACAGCAGCUACCCGCCUCCACCUCCUCCUCUAGCAGGAGGAUCCCCUCUUCCUCCUCCUCCUCCACCUCCUCCUCCAGUAUCAGGAGCUGUACCCCCUCCUCCUCCUCCUCCACCUCCUCCAGUAUCAGGAGCUGUACCCCCUCCUCCUCCUCCUCCUCCACCUCCUCCAGUAUCAGGAGCUAUACCCCCUCCUCCUCCACCACCUCCCCCUUUCCUACACUAAUGAACGUUAUCUUAUUGAAUGAUUUUAUUCUUGUAUAACUCGCAGGCCUGCUGGGUUUUGCCAUCAGAUGUGUAAAACGUGUGCGGCUGCAUGGGAAUUAUUUCUGGGCCUUGUUGUGAGAUCAACGUUAAGCAUAAAUAAAAGCUUGAAAAAAGUGUUUGUUUAACCUUGAGCUGCUGAAUGGCACAGUGUGAGCCUCUAAUGAUAUUUUUUUCUAGGACAGAAAAUCCCCCGUCAAAGUGAAACACUGUGCUGCGCAGAGCGCCGCAGCAGAGAUACCUCCGACAUGUUUCAACAACACCUUGACUGCAUUCCUAAGAAACGAGCUGAAACAGGGAAUCUUGUGUUUUCCUGUAAUGUGAUUUCACCUUCCUCAUUAUGUCUUCGUGUUAUUUAUCACAAUGUGUCUUAAUCAGUAAGAGUCACCUUAACAAGCCAGCCACCUUUAGCCCAAUACCGUCACUCUACUGUGUGGUGAGAGCAGUGUCAGUGGUGAUAAGUUGUUUGCGUCACCGGCUAUGACCUCAGUGAGUUCUGCUACUUUAAACAGGUCAAUGAGGCAAUAAAAAUGUCUGUUGCAAGUCAACACUCUACUUAACCUGCACCGCAUGGCUCGUACUUGGAGGUGUGAAACUUGGUUUAGAAAAUAAAACUGCCAUGGGGAUUUUUUUUCCUACAACUGAGUAAGUAUUUCCUCAAAUUAAUUUGACUGACUGUAUGCCUCACUGUAUGCACGCUGCAUGUAUUAGUCAAGCUGUCCAUUAUUUCAGGAUUCCCAUGUUGUGCGUUGGCAUCGUUCUGUGGGUUUUUUGUUGCUAUUUUGCAAAGAAGCGCAGAGAAGCAGCAGAAGGCAGGCCCCCGAGGCCCACUAACUAUCCAUCUGUGUACGUCAUACCAUUAUGUGAGGAGGAGGAGCAGGUAGAAGAAGAAGACGAGGAACUAAUGGACAUAUAUGAAGCAUAUUUUCAACCUCCUUACAGAAACCCUCCCAUGUACUGCUCUAGAAGUGGCAGUCCACCUCCUCCAUACAGGCUUGAACCGCCAUCCUAUCCAGACCCCCCACCUUCAUGCACGGACCCUCCAGCUUACUCAGAGCGACCCUGAUCCUCCUCAUCUCCCUCCUCUUCCACUUAAACCCCCCCUCUAGCCUGAACAUACUGUACUUUUUAUCACAGGGCCAGUCUAUGGAAGCAAGUGUCAAUAAGAUGUCGACAUUGUGAAAGAAUGUUCAGAAAUUAUUUCAAGUCAGUUUUUGUAAAGCUGUCUGCAUGGGAAAUUUAAGAUUGUGAAUGUGUAGGGGGGGGGAAUAAUGAAUGGUGAAUUUCAGCCCUGCGUUCACAGCUGAAAUCAGGGGCAACCUAUGCAAUUUAAAGGUGCUCUAUGCGAUAUUUAGAGCAUUAAUAUAGCAGCAAACUAUUCACUAUGUAAAGAUAUAUGUGACAUAUGUGUUUAGGAUCCAAAUUAAUUAAGGAGAAUCUUUAUUUGACUGAUAAAACUACUGAAGUUUCAAAGACAACCCAGUUAAAACCCCACUAAUUUACCCCAUAUGUAUAGCAUAUCCGUUUUGACAAAAAGAGGUAAAAUAUUUGAGUUAAGGCGCUUAUUGUUUACAUUUUGUAAUAAUACUGUGGCUACUUUCUAGUGUAUGUAAUUUACAAAAUACAGUAAUUUAUACUCAUGAAUAAAAUUAAUUUAAGUGUAUGCACACUUUGAAAUUUACAACUAAGAAAGUGGCAUGUUGUGUUUUCUGAAAAGCAAAGUAGAAAGAUGGGUUUUAGGCAACAUUGUGAUUUCAGCCAUCACUAUUUGGGGGGGUUGUAAAAUUGUUAUCUGUUGGCUAUUAUGACAAGGUUUGUUUGCCGAAAGUAGAAUCAGAACAAGAGUGGUCUAAUAAUAGACCCCUGAGGGAUGCCGUGGUUGAUGGUUUGCUGCAGUAAACAGUGAGUUAAACAGAUUCAUGAAUGAUUUUGAUCAACACAUGGAAAGUAUACAAGACACAGAGCACACCUCCAAGUCCUGUAUCUUUAAAAAAGACAAUAAUGCUGUAAAAGCUCUUCAGGUCAUGUACUUCCCUCGGUGACACAUUAUCCUUUGAUAGCAACCCUGAGGGCAGGACAGUUUCUGUAUGUUUUGGAUCCUUAAAUAAGUAAUGUCAGCAGGUUGACAUAAUUCACGCCAUGACUUCGGUAGUGAAUGUCUUCCAAUUAUUAUUGCCAGCCUUGGUUGUGUCCAUAGCUGUGACACUCCUCUGCUUCUAUCUGCACGCAAGAAAGAAAAGAGCAGCAUAUGACGUCACCAUACCAGCACCGCAAGAUGACAACACGUCUUCAGAGCUCUAUACUAUUUCUUUGUCUGAAGAUCAGGCAGAAGAGGACAGACAUUAUGACACAUUCCCUCCUCGGUACAGCACUGUGGAUCCCCCGCCACCAUACUCGAUGUUUGACCCCAAGCUGACAAGCGUUUGGCUGGGGGGCCCGCCACCUGACUACGAGAUGUAUCCGAUAACGCUGCCUUUGGCGCCUCAUCACUGGACACCCACGAGAUCUCUGCACCCAACCCCACAACCCUCAUCCAGCACCCAUAACCACCCACAGCCACAGAGGCUACACCAGGCAUCCACGGGCUAAACUUCAUUUUAACUGCCAACAGACGCUGACGCACCUUCUUUUGUAUGUGUAUUUUGAAAAAUAGCAUCGUCAUUCAUUUUAUGCUGUGAUUUUAACUAAAAUAUAAUUUAAUAUUAACUGUAGACAGUAAAGCAAUAUUCUCAACAUUUCCAAUUUUAAUACAUUUUUAUAUGAACAUCAAAACUACAGUGUAGUUGUCCGACUGCGUCUACACACCAGCAGAAUCAUCAGAGCACCAAGUGUUUCUCUAUGUUAUACUAUAUACUCUUUAUUACAAUACAGUACUUACAAGUUUGAGGGAAAAUAAAAUAAAUAUUCAAUGAGUUGCCAGUAUUACUUUUCUCUAUUUUCUAAGAAGGAACAUGUACAGUGAGUGUUUCCUUGGCUUUUUGAACCAUGUUAAGGCAAAAGUAAGUAUGAAUUUGAAGCCACUGAUAAAUAUUUUACGGUUUGUACAU